Messenger RNA from Diospyros lotus (date-plum), 774 nucleotides. RefSeq names its product 60S ribosomal protein L23. Gene Ontology annotation, biological process: translation. The transcript has 4 exons. Gene Ontology annotation, molecular function: structural constituent of ribosome; large ribosomal subunit rRNA binding. Lineage: Eukaryota; Viridiplantae; Streptophyta; Magnoliopsida; Ericales; Ebenaceae. The record is from RefSeq and is a predicted model, not a curated record. The coding region runs from base 106 to 528 and encodes 140 amino acids. Gene Ontology annotation, cellular component: ribosome; cytosolic large ribosomal subunit.
AUUGGGCCCGCAUAAACCCUAGUUGGAUUCCAAGUUCACAACAUAUAAAACCCUUGCACGCCUUUGCCAUUGCCGUCUUUCUUCUGCAGAGGGAGCUGAAUCAAGAUGUCGAAGCGAGGACGGGGAGGCUCCGCGGGCAACAAGUUCCGGAUGUCGCUAGGUUUGCCGGUGGCGGCGACGGUCAACUGCGCUGACAACACCGGGGCGAAGAACCUCUACAUAAUAUCCGUGAAAGGAAUCAAGGGGAGGCUGAACAGGUUGCCGUCGGCGUGCGUCGGGGACAUGGUCAUGGCGACGGUGAAGAAGGGCAAGCCUGACCUCCGCAAGAAGGUCAUGCCCGCCGUCAUCGUUCGCCAGCGCAAGCCCUGGCGCCGAAAGGAUGGGGUCUACAUGUACUUCGAAGAUAAUGCUGGUGUCAUUGUGAACCCUAAAGGAGAAAUGAAAGGAUCUGCAAUAACAGGUCCAAUUGGAAAGGAAUGUGCUGACUUGUGGCCAAGGAUUGCUAGUGCUGCAAAUGCUAUUGUUUGAGUACAAACACCGAAAGUGACUGGAGCAUCAAUUUUGUUUGUCUGGUCUAGAAUUUUUAUUAUUGUAUGCUUAUCCAUCAGUUUUUUAUGGUAUAAUUGGAACUUGCUUUGUGACCUUUGUCUGAUCUGAGAGACCAUUUUGUUUUCAUCAUAGGUUUAUAAUACUUGACUUAGCUAUUGCCUAGCUCUAUCAGUUGUUUGAGAAAAUAAUCAUUCAUAUUAAUGUGAUAUUGUGAUCGUGUGGGUA